AAAGAUCAAGAUAAGAUAAAAUGUUUAGUUUUGAAAUAAAUCAAGUUGUCUAUAUUAGAUCCAUAUUUUUGGAAAAUAAUUGCAAACUAUACUUUUUAAUGAUUUAAUGAACAGUAUCUUUGAAACAAUUUAAUUGUUCUCUUGCGUUGUAAAAAUAUUUGUAUCGAAAUUUGUAGACAUGUUGUGAAGGACGCCGUUUUAUCUCAAACUUUUUACUUUACCAUCAAAUUAGCCAAACAUUUUCCGUUUGUAAAGCUUACAUAGAUCUAAAAGACAAUGUCUUCAAAGAAAAUUUCUCACGACGAUGAUCACCUAGAUUUUAAAAAACUGGAGGAAGAGGUACAAACAGCUGUUGUGAAUGAUGAGCGAUACUGGCGUGAAAAUGAUGCCAAAAUAAGAGCAGUGGAACAAAGAGUUCCUACUUAUGAUGAUUUCAGAGAAUUGGUUUUGGCAGCUCAUUUGAAACCACUAGAAAAGGAAGAUAAGAUGAAUAACAUAAAGAAUUUUACACAGAUCUGGAACCAGCCAGCCACAUUAUUCCCAAAGUCGAAUAUUCCAGAUAACAUACAAAAUGAAAAUGAAGCAAAGUCAGAUCAAGUCACGGUGAACUCUGGGCAGGAAUUUGCACAACAUUGGAAACGCUACUGUAAAACUCACAAAGAAAAAAAAGCUUUUCUACUCUCUGUCGGGGCUUCAAAGCUGCAAUCAAUUUUCAAAGUAGAAAUAGCAGGUGGCUUACUGGGAGAAUUCAUCGAAUGCUUAUAUACUUUUGAAGAUCAUGAAGCUCAUCUGGUUGCAAGUUGCUUGGAAUCACUGUCGAAGUCACAAAGGUUUUCUUUGUCUAAAACAUUUUUAAACAAAUGUGAGUUGGAGCUGUGCACUCUUUUGCUUGACAAACUUAUGGAAAAACAAAACAAAACAGAUGAUAUUCAGUGCAUGGACAAAUUGAAAAUGCUUCGAAACAUUUAUUGCUAGUCUCAGAAAUUUUACUGAAUUUAAAUGAAUGAUUAAACUUUAUUAAGGUG
Molecule: messenger RNA, 1025 nt
Organism: Biomphalaria glabrata
Lineage: Eukaryota; Metazoa; Mollusca; Gastropoda; Planorbidae
Product: coiled-coil domain-containing protein 103-like
Exons: 4
Coding region: 277-975 (232 amino acids)
Biological process (GO): epithelial cilium movement involved in extracellular fluid movement; inner dynein arm assembly; determination of left/right symmetry
Cellular component (GO): outer dynein arm
Source: RefSeq, a predicted model, not a curated record